UAGGGAAAGGAAAUAGCUGCGGGAGCCGCAUCCUGCCUGCGCUAUCGGCUCCUGAGGUGGAGGCAGAGAGGGUGGAGAAGGCAGAGAAGGGUGCCGCAGAGAAAAAAGUGUCAAAGCCAGUACGGCUUUAGAAUACGGUGAAGGAUACUUUUCAUGGUGCAUGGAAGGAAAGCCAAUGCGCAGGUGUACCAACAUUCGACCGGGAGAGACUGGAAUGGAUGUAACAAGCCGCUGUACCCUUGGAGACCCCAACAAACUCCCAGAAGGGGUUCCCCAACCUGCUCGCAUGCCCUAUAUCUCAGACAAGCACCCUCGGCAAACCUUGGAAGUGAUCAACCUUCUGAGAAAGCACAGAGAGCUAUGUGAUGUGGUGCUAGUUGUGGGCGCUAAGAAGAUAUAUGCCCACCGCGUCAUUCUGUCAGCCUGCAGCCCCUACUUCCGAGCAAUGUUUACAGGAGAGCUGGCAGAGAGCCGGCAGACAGAAGUCGUGAUCCGAGACAUAGAUGAGAGGGCUAUGGAGCUACUGAUUGACUUUGCAUAUACCUCCCAGAUAACUGUGGAAGAGGGCAAUGUUCAGACCCUCUUGCCUGCCGCCUGCCUCCUCCAGCUGGCCGAAAUACAAGAAGCCUGCUGUGAAUUCUUAAAGAGACAAUUAGAUCCUUCUAAUUGUCUGGGCAUUCGGGCUUUCGCUGACACACAUUCUUGCCGCGAGUUGCUAAGGAUUGCAGACAAGUUCACCCAACAUAACUUUCAAGAGGUAAUGGAGAGUGAAGAAUUCAUGUUACUUCCGGCCAACCAACUCAUCGAUAUAAUAUCUAGUGAUGAGCUCAAUGUUCGGAGUGAAGAACAAGUGUUUAAUGCAGUGAUGGCCUGGGUCAAAUACAGUAUUCAGGAAAGACGUCCUCAGUUACCCCAGGUGCUGCAGCACGUCCGCCUGCCUUUGCUUAGUCCCAAGUUCCUGGUGGGCACCGUAGGCUCUGAUCCCCUCAUUAAAAGUGAUGAAGAAUGCAGAGACUUGGUAGAUGAGGCUAAAAACUACCUCCUGUUGCCUCAAGAGCGACCUCUAAUGCAAGGGCCUCGGACAAGGCCACGGAAACCCAUCCGAUGCGGAGAAGUGCUCUUUGCAGUUGGUGGUUGGUGCAGUGGAGAUGCCAUUUCCAGUGUUGAACGCUAUGAUCCCCAGACCAAUGAGUGGCGAAUGGUGGCUUCGAUGAGUAAAAGGCGAUGUGGAGUCGGGGUCAGUGUUCUUGAUGACCUGUUAUAUGCAGUAGGUGGCCAUGAUGGAUCCUCAUAUCUCAAUAGUGUUGAAAGGUAUGACCCCAAAACAAACCAGUGGAGCAGUGAUGUGGCCCCUACAAGCACCUGUAGGACAAGCGUUGGUGUGGCAGUCCUUGGAGGUUUUCUCUAUGCUGUGGGUGGACAGGACGGUGUCUCUUGCCUCAAUAUAGUUGAGAGGUAUGAUCCAAAGGAGAACAAGUGGACUCGGGUGGCUUCGAUGAGCACUCGAAGGCUGGGAGUUGCUGUGGCUGUGUUGGGAGGGUUCCUGUAUGCUGUAGGUGGCUCUGAUGGGACAUCCCCACUCAACACAGUGGAGCGCUACAAUCCUCAGGAAAACAGGUGGCAUACCAUAGCGCCUAUGGGGACCCGAAGGAAACACCUAGGUUGUGCAGUGUACCAGGACAUGAUCUAUGCUGUGGGAGGGAGAGACGACACUACAGAGCUUAGCAGUGCUGAGAGAUACAACCCCAGAACUAACCAGUGGUCUCCCGUGGUGGCCAUGACAUCCCGCAGGAGUGGAGUUGGCCUAGCCGUGGUCAAUGGACAGCUCAUGGCAGUCGGGGGUUUUGAUGGUACAACAUACUUGAAGACCAUUGAAGUUUUUGACCCAGAUGCCAAUACAUGGAGGUUAUAUGGAGGGAUGAAUUACCGUCGGCUGGGAGGUGGUGUAGGAGUUAUUAAAAUGACACAUUGUGAAUCCCAUAUAUGGUGAACACAGAAAAAUAUCUUGCAUACACUCCUUUAUAUUUGGAAGAGCCUUGACUUCAAAGCUUUCUACAGCUCGAGAAACAAUAGAACAAAUUUUAUUCUUUGCCGGUGCCUCAACAUUCAGAAAUACCAGUCUAACGAUGGAACUCACCUGCAAAAUGCCACCUUUGCACAAUGCCUUUCCGCUCUGUGCAGAAGAGUAUUUAUUUUUGGCUUUAAUUUAUCAUGGAGUUUUGAUGGGAUUUUGUUUGUGUUUUGUUGGUUUGGGUCGGGUCCUUUGGGUUUUUGUUAUUGUUGUUAUGUUGUUUUUAAACUUUUUUUUUUUUUUACUUAUCCUUCCUACCAUGAAAAAAGAAAAAAGAAAAAAAAAAAAGGCAAAAGUUCCAAGCUGCAAAAUUUACUUUGCUUUCUAGGUUUUGUGUUGAUUUUAAAAAUACCGAUAAGAGCAGAAGGGCUAUGUGUGACCUGACGUUAUUCCUAGUAGACACUGUCCAUCUACUGAGAUUGCCAGUGCUGAAGGUAAGAUCCUAGUAUAUGCGCUAGCUCCCAUUCUGCACUAAAUACUGGAGCACUCCAAAUGUAAAGGGGGCUGGAGAUGGUUCAGUAAGAGUGCAUGCUGCACGCAGAGGACCCGAAUUCAGUUCCCAGCACUUAUAUCUGGCAGCUCACGACUGUGUGUAACUCCAUCUAGAACAGUGGUUCUCAACCGUCCUGAUGCUGCAACCCUUUAAUACGGUUCCUCAUGUUGUGGUGACCCCGAACCAUAAAAUUAUUUUUGUUGCUACUUCAUAACUGUAAUUUUGCUACUGUUAUAAAUCAUGAGGUAAACAUCUGAUUGCAGGAUAUCUGAUGUCCGAGCUAUGUGAGAGGGUCCUUCCAUCACACACAACACACACACAAAGAGGUCACGACCCACAGGUUGAAAACUACUGAGCUGGCUUAUCCAGGGCUCUUUUAUCCUUUGUAGGUACCUGUAUUCCUGUAUAUUCACAUAUAUACAAACAAACAUAUACCCAUCAAAUAUAAGUAAUUAAAAAUGAAAUUUCUUUUAAAUGUAAAAGAGAAACAGAAUAAGAAGACAUCUCACUCAAUAGGACAAUUAGGAAGGAAUAUUAAAUCUAUGAAAGCAGGACUCAGAUGCUACGAUCUGCAUUCACUGGUGGGUGUUUACAUCUGUCUAGCUGAACUUUCUACCCCACUUCCCUCUUUUCUCCUGUAGUAUUUUCAUAGUGUCUACCACAUGUACCUGUACCUAGGUCUCUGCUCAGUGCCUCUUAUAAAAACAGUGUAAGGCUCAUUGCUUGUCGUCUUGAGAAUUCCAGUGAAGGCAAGUGCAGCUGUGUAGGAGUUGCGCUGACUGUUUCCACCUGCAGCUUUCUUUCCUGUCUCCUCUUUGCAACCAAGCAGCAGUGACCUUUCUCCAGCAGUGACUUCUGUUUUUCACUUUACACCGGAUGUUCUGGCCUGGUGACUCUGAGGUGACCCUUAGUAACAGCAAAGGAAUGAUUUUCAUGUUAGCAGCUUGUGUGAAGGAACUCCAAGCCAGCCAAGCAUGUGAGCAGAGCUGGGGUCCUAACAGUAUCACUUUGAUCUCAUACGGCCACUGCUACUCUGUCUCUUAAGUUGCACUUUCUGAUGAAAGGUUGAAAAUUUUAAGGAAAGAAAUGAAAACUUUAGUGCCUAAGGUUCUCCCCCAUAAUAGUCAUAGACUGAUUUUUUUCCUUUCAAUGUAUUUUGCAGGAAAACCUUUGAAUGAGACUUUAGCCACAACCAAAAGGAAUAACCUUUACCUUCUCCCUCUCCCCUGGCACCUUUUGUGUUUACAUUUAAACAUCAUUUGCACCUUUUUCAAGGAAAAAAUAAGUAUUUGGUAAACAGUUGUUUACAUGUAUCAUUUAUGCUUUUUCUAGCAUGUAUAACUUUUUAAAAUAAAGGUAGUAUUUACCAUAAAAAUGGUUUAAUUUUUAAA
This is a messenger RNA of Rattus rattus (black rat), 3955 nucleotides long. It is a transcript of the gene Klhl20, whose product is annotated as kelch like family member 20. Gene Ontology annotation, molecular function: protein binding. The coding region runs from base 161 to 1990 and encodes 609 amino acids. The record is from RefSeq and is a predicted model, not a curated record. NCBI's taxonomy places the organism in Eukaryota, Metazoa, Chordata, Mammalia, Rodentia, Muridae. The transcript is spliced from 12 exons.